GUUGCAAGCUACGCUCCUUCGGUAGGAGGCUACUUCUGUACGAGAUGUUGAUUCGGAAGCCAUUGUACGGGAACUUGCGUCCCAAUCCUGGCGAUCUUUACGACCCCAGAGAUGGAUCUUGUCUGCCUAACUUCCAUCUGUCGACGACCCACAACCCAAACCUGGCCCUCAUCACCCAGGACCUGGUUAGGUACGACAUCCAACUGGUGCGGGAAGUGGGUAACUUGAUGCCGCCCUUGAACCACCCUACUGGUGGGGGCGUUGAAACUGACGCCGUCCGUCACCCGAGCUUGACGUUGCUUGCAGUUGCCGAGUAUUCAGAAGGACUUUCAACCACCGGGAAAAAUAAUUUUCCAUUCGUUGUGCACAAAGUUUACUACAGGGAAGCCAUAGCCGGGGUGCUCCUGUUGCGACACGCUGUGGCUGACCGAGACGUUCUUCUCAUGCAGAAUGUUUUCAGGAAAUGUAUUCCGGAUCCAGAAAACUUCAGUAGUCAGCUAUUCGAGCAGUCAGUGAGGUCAAUAAAGAAAGUGUCUAUAAUACAGCAUGGUCAAGAAUAUCACUACACUAACAUCAAGAUGGCGUUCACGGAAAUGUGCAAGAUAGUGAACUUUGUUUGCUCUCCCACAAACCUAAAUGCCCGCUCUGUUCUCGUCGAAAUUCCGGCCGUCGUGAAUUUUCAGCUCUUGGAUGAGAACAAAUACCUUGCCUACCUAUACGAGCAGCAACGACUCAAAAAACAAAAAGAAGAAGAGCAGAGGCAACGUGAGAAGCGAGAAUUGCUGAUGAUUGCCAAACGUUAUGGGAAAAGCUACUUGGAUCGAAUGCAUAACAACCAGCAGGUGUCCACCCAAAACAACUACAACAUGCGACCGAAUUCGGAACCUUCAAGUCAUGAGAUAUUCGGCUACAACGCGUCGCGGGAGGCUUUGCGAGUAGAAUUUGGUCAUCCUUCUAGCGAUGAUAGACGAUAUUUUCUUCAAUAUCCAAUUGAUACGAAAAUACAAACUAAAAACGGGAAGAAAACGGUGACUUACUGCAGGACAGGACAACAAAUAAUCUGGGGUGGUGGCAACAGUGCAGUUGGAGCUGGCGGCUACGGAAUACUUCUAGAAGAUUAUAAGCAAGAUGCGCGCAAGAAGAAGGCAAGUAGCAGCACGCCAAAUCUGACCGAUGAGGCCUUAUUCAGCGAGACGCAUUCGCAGCAGCAUACAAAACAGUACCCCCUGGAAUCGUACUUGCGAAGAUCUCAUUCCGUUGAAAACCUGAACGACAGAGAUAAAAUUACCAGGUAUCCGGCUCCACUCAUUGAGCCUGGCAGGCAGAGCUUCAGAGAACGAAAGACGACGAAGGUUAACGCCGAUAAAUGGAAAAAACUGGCUCCUCUUUAUCGGCCAGAAGAUAAUAAUUUUGAUUCGUCUCACAACGGCAACCAGAAAUCGAAAGAUGCUGUGAAAUCCGACCAUCAUGUCAAUCCUCGACGGGGCACAACUAUUCAACAUCAAACUCCUACAGGUUUGACCAAAAGUGCCAGUCUUCAGCCACCAGGAAAAAACCCAACUCCACCGUCCACAACCCACAUGGCUCGUGAUGAUGACAAUAUUUCAGUUGUUUCCGCUUUCUCUGACAUUUCCAUCAACCCGCAACAACAACGUGAAGCUGACGAAGCAUUCAAUGCUUAUUUUGAUGCUCAAGAGCUAAACAAGCCAUUGGCUCAGUCAACUUCAUUACGACCAAACCGAUCAUCCAAUACGAGUUCAAAUAACAAAGUUAAGCCAAUUGUGCAAAAUCAGAAUGGUUCUAUUAAUCGAAAACCCGUGCAAAAUUACAGUCCACAUGAUUAUCUUUCGAAAAAUGGGAAUGACCAAAAUCAACGACAACAGUUGCGUGAUGCUGAAAAUGUGACGACCCAGGAAAAAUCGCGUGUAUCUCACGCGAACUCAUAUCCAAACCAAGUGAAUACGCGUCCCGCGGCUCAGCAGUACCCAAGACCCUACACGAAACCUGUUAACUUGCACCCAAUGCACUUGCAGGCUGCCGAGCAGUUCCUGAAUAAAUACUCGUCAUAUUUCCCAGACUCUUACGCUUCCAGUCUCACCGACACUCCCCCGACCAGCUUGGGGAGUUUACCGAAGGACAGCGACUUGUCUCUCACUUUAGACCCUUCUCCGUCCUCGACCCCAACGCCAAGCGGCUCUGACACUCUUGAUAGGGACUUCGUUUAUAAAGCAUAUCCUGUCAAAGUAAGAGAUGUCCAAAAUUAAUUCAAUUCUAAUGCCUCCCCAUUGCUCAUAAGAGCACAAAAUCCUGAAAUAUGCUCUCCGGUUGAAUUAUUCUAUGUUUGCUGCGUCGUCGCCUAGCGAAUGUGCAUUUGUUCUGUACAUGAUUAAAUAUUUUUGGGUUCUAAUUUUAACGAUUAGUAAAAUCAUGCAAGAAUUCUCGCCUUGCCUGUUGUUUAAAUGAAGCUAUAGUUGUUCGCUACUUACUAAGGGAAUGAUUAGAAUUUAUUGUUCACUUAAAUUCGCUUUAUACGAUGUUCUAAUGUGUAAUAAGAUUUGAUUUGAUAAUUGUUGACAGGUCUUGACUGUGAACUCUUGAUUUUGAAUAUGAAACUUUCGCAUGCCGAUUGCGUGAUUAAUAAGUAUCAGCAUAUUUGUAUAUUGAUUCCUGAUGUUGGAAUGAUAAUUUUACGACUAGAAAUAAGACGAACAUAGUAAAUGGUUUUCAAUGGAAGGUCAAUCUUCUGAAUUUAUAAAUUUCCAUUGUUUAAAGACAAAUAGAAGACUGCAAAUCGUUCAAUGUAAACAACUGAGCAUAUUUGUACAGUUCAUUAUUGGGAAAAAGUGCAGAAAAUAAGUUAUGUGUAAAAUCUUCGUGCACUGGCUCCUAAAUUUUGGUAGAAAUCACGAUCAGAAGAUUAACAAUUGUCAUGUUCAAAUCUGCUCAGUUCAACACAAGCAGGCUAACAUGCAACCUGCAAGUAGCGCUUUUUACUUUUUGCUGUCUUUGCUCGCCUGUUUUUUUUCUGUCUCGGUUUUCCUUGUUUAUUUUUGCUGUCUCUGCUCGCUUGGUUUCUUUUGGCUGUCGCUGCUCGCCUGGUUCCUUUGGCAGUCUCUGCUCGCCUGGUUCCUUUGGCAGUCUCUGCUCGCCUGGUUUCUUUUGGCUGUCGCUGCUCGCCUGGUUCCUUUGGCAGUCUCUGCUCGCCUGGUUUCUGUUGGCUCUCUCUGCUCGCCUGAUUUCUUUUUACUGUCUCUGUUCGCUUAAUUCAUUUUACUGGUCGCCUACUCUCUUUUGUAUAUCUCUGUUAACCAGGUUUCUUUCAGUUGUCUCCAGAUUCCAGCUUUAGAAGGACCACUAAUGUACAGGUUGUCUGCGAGAUGCAGGAAUGGUGGCGGCGGUUGACCUGGGUCGGUGGUUCCAUGGCUGCAGCCAAUGAUCCCUGUUACAGUGCGACCGUUUAAUAGAAAAUUGUUUGUCAUUUGUGAAAAUGAAGAAUAAAU
This is a messenger RNA of Hyalella azteca, 3500 nucleotides long. RefSeq lists its product as uncharacterized. NCBI's taxonomy places the organism in Eukaryota, Metazoa, Arthropoda, Malacostraca, Amphipoda, Hyalellidae. The record is from RefSeq and is a predicted model, not a curated record. The transcript is spliced from 2 exons. Bases 45 to 2264 code for a protein of 739 amino acids.